AUGCCACAUAAUUUUCUCACUGAGGGUGCCCCAAAGUUGACAAGAAAGGAACGAAAAAAGGCUUCCAUUGCUAGGGCCAAAGGCUUCACACCGAAGGUUGCAGAUGAGACGCCCAAAAAGCCUGCAGUGGCUCCACUUGGGCAGGUCAAAUUGAAGAAAGGAAAGAAGCGCCUGAGGCCUGGACAAAGCAAGCGAGAAGGUGGUGCUGCAAAGCCGGCUCCCAAAGAAGAGGAGGCACUGCUGCGUGAGCAUGCGAUUGAACCAAACAUUUGA
This is a messenger RNA of Cladocopium goreaui, 273 nucleotides long. The record is from the annotation of a GenBank genome assembly. Lineage: Eukaryota; Dinophyceae; Suessiales; Symbiodiniaceae.